AAACAAAAUCUCAUCUCCCUUAUCUCCAACUCCUUCCCUCUCUCUUGGAUUCUGCACCAAUCGCUUCUCCCUUCUUGCAUCCUCCACAGGUUCUAGCUUACUUAACUUGUGUUUACUACCUCACCUACAUUUUCCUCCACUGUUUCUCUGACUCUCAUUAUCUCCUUUUGUCUAGAUUUUUCCAGAUUUUUUUCUCUCUUGCCCCAUUAUUGUACUCCUCUACUCACAAAAACCUUGUUUUCUCUUUGAAAGUUCAGGUGUUUUCUCUGGAAAUAAAAAAAAAAAAGAAAACUUUUUUAGACCCAGAUCUUGUUUACUUCUUGGCUUCACUUUUUCAUUAUUUUCAUAAGGUUUCAGACUAAGGGUAUCUCCUGAAUUUCUGAAACAAAGGGAUAUAUAUUGGUUAAAAGUUGAAACUACUAGUGAAAAAUAUUGAAAGGGGGUUGAAUAGAGUUCCCAGAUCAAAUAAAGAUGAAAAUCCAGUGUGAUGUUUGUGAAAGAGCUCCAGCAACAGUGAUCUGUUGUGCAGACGAGGCUGCACUUUGUGCAAAAUGCGAUGUUGAAGUUCAUGCAGCUAACAAGCUUGCAAGCAAGCACCAAAGGCUCCUCCUUCAGUGCCUUUCAAACAAGGUUCCUCCUUGUGACAUAUGCCAGGAAAAAGCAGCUUUCAUUUUUUGUGUUGAAGAUAGAGCCCUUUUUUGCCAGGAUUGUGAUGAACCUAUCCAUUCAGCUGGUAGCCUUUCUGCAAAUCAUCAAAGGUUCCUAGCCACAGGAAUCCGUGUUGCCUUAAGUUCUAGUUGCAAUAAGAACACUGAAAAGAGUGGGUUGGAGCCGCCCAACAAGAGUGCACCUCAGACUUCAAUGAAAAUGCCUGCACAGCAACAGUCAAACUUCACAUCUUCAUGGGCUGUUGAUGACCUGCUACAAUUUUCAGAUAUUGAAUCUCCUGAAAAGCAGAAAGAGCAACUUGAGCUUGGAGAGCUUGAAUGGCUAGCAGACAUCGGUCUUUUUGGUGAGCAAUUGCCUCAGGAGGCUUUAGCAGCAGCUGAAGUUCCUCAACUUCCAAUACCACAGUCAGCAAAUUUCAACUCAUGCAGACCCACCAGAUAUUCCAUGCCCCUUAAGAAGCCUAGAAUUGAAAUCCCAGAAGAUGAUGAUGAUGAGUUCUUCACAGUCCCUGAUCUAGGCUGAGCAUGGGUGUAAUUAGACUUAUUUGUCGAUAGGUUGAUCAACUACGUGUUUAUACUUUCAUAUUUAAGUAUACUUAAGCGCCUACACUCACAUUGCAUUAGUUUUGAGCUGGUAGAAUGAUCAUGAGAAUACUCAAAUAUAUAUUUUCUUCAAUGGAUGUUUGAAUUGCUUGUUCCAAGAUGGUGAAUACAUCACCCCAUGCUUUAGGACAUCCUAUUCACUGUAUCCAGUACAACUCCUUUCAUGUUGUGCUGCCAAUGAAUCGCAUCUCGUAUCUAGGAUCUGUCUCGGAUAA
Molecule: messenger RNA, 1486 nt
Organism: Theobroma cacao (cacao)
Lineage: Eukaryota; Viridiplantae; Streptophyta; Magnoliopsida; Malvales; Malvaceae
Gene: STO
Product: B-box zinc finger family protein
Biological process (GO): photomorphogenesis; regulation of DNA-templated transcription
Cellular component (GO): nucleus
Molecular function (GO): zinc ion binding
Source: RefSeq, a predicted model, not a curated record